GAAACGGAAGAGGAAGAAGAAACAUUUUAUAGUAAAAAGACCGAAGAACAAAGAGGAUUAGCAUAUUAAACCCGGCAUGGACUCUGUUUCUAUUUAGACGGCUACAUUAAGUCUAGAAAAGGAGAAAGACAUGGACGGUUUAACCUCGACAUCCCGCAUUUGCAUCAAACAUCGCCAAUAUCAAGCUGGACUCGCUGUUACAUCCAUCGGGAGCGUCAGUUCCACCGCAUAACUGCUUCACCGGGAGAGAUUCACUCUGGCCUGAGACAUACCUCACGCAAUACCUCCUUGACCAGGACACUAAGGGGGAGCAUAAGCGAAGACGGUAUAAACAAGCAACAUACAUCUCGGUUUAUCACAGAAAGAUACCCCGCCGAGCAGAAGAAUAAACACCUGCUACCAUGCCGCACCUAGGCCUGCCACAGACGGGCUUCCAGGCCCUGAUCCUUUGUGGACCAGGAGCCUCGUUGAACACAUUCACAUCCAUCCCGGAGGAGUUCCCGAAGGCAUUGGUGCCGGUUGCAAAUCGGCCGAUGGUGUGGUACCCCAUGGACUGGUGCUAUCGUCUAGGAAUUACCAAUAUCACCCUCAUCACCUCACCAACCAGCCAGUCAGUCAUGAAGACUGCUCUAUCACAAAAUCCUCAUCUCACAUCCAUCCAGUUCCCCACACCAACGCUGCUGGCCCCCGCGGACCUUUCUCCUACUACUGGAACUGCAGAGCUCCUUCGACUACCCGAGGUCCAAGCAUGCAUAAAAACGGACUUUAUAGUUCUUCCCUGUGAUUUAAUAUGUGAUAUGCCCGGGCAAUCACUUCUCGAAGCAUGGAUGAUGACACAGGGCUCGCUCGACGGGACGUCAGAUGGCUCGUCCAUAUUACCUGGAUCAUCUAGUCUGCUAGGAUUUGCAGGGGAGAAGGCCGGACGAAGAGGUGGACUUGGUGUCUGGUACCCAUUGCCCACAGGCGAGGAGAAAAUCAAGGAUGAAGUGCCUGACUUCUUGGUUACUGCUCCAUUGAGUGGAGAUGAAGCCCCUGCUGUUAAAGGAUCGCCUGCCACUCCCGCGUCUGUUCGUGCGGGCUUGCAUAAAAUUGCAUAUACCAUGCCCAUGGACUCGUUAAAGGACUCAAUAGAGGAGAAAAAGGCACUGCUUAUUCGAUACUCACUGCUCAAGAAGCAUGGGCGGGUCAAGAUUCUCAAUGGCUACCGCGACGCCCACAUUUACUUCUUCCCAUACUGGGUAAAGGUGAUGGCUCAACGGAAUGAGAAGUUCCAGAGUAUUAGCGAAGACCUGCUUGGCUGGUGGGCGAAGGCAGGCUGGCAGAAAGGGUUGGCUGCCAAACUCAAUAUUCAGGAUCUCUUUCAGUCACAGAAGAGGAGCGACGAGGCGAAAGCAGAGGGCCGUGCUAAUAGCCGUAUCGAGGAGGAAAUCGACCUUUUGGGCAUGAGCACAACCAAACUCCCGCGCGAAUUCGACAUACCAUCACGCACUAUCCCUGCAAGCCUUGCAAGCAGCUUCCAUGCCGCCGAUGACCAGGCUGAUAGCUCUUCUGCAGCAACCGCAGAAAAGAUAAACACGCCUCCACUCCUCGGCUACGUAGCUCCAUCACAGCCAUCAAUGCCUCUUAUCCGGCGAGUGGAUAAUUCCGCUCUACUUCUAUCAAUAUCACUCCGUCUGGCAAAGCUUGAUGCUAGCAACGACACACAUCCUCCCAACACUGCUACGCUUUCCCCCUUAGCUCACGCCAGCAAAAUCGCUUACCCGCCCGGCAUCGCACAACGCUGCACGGUCUCAAAAGCAGACUGCCUACUUGCAGAAAAUGUCACGGUGGAGGAGAAAUGCAUCAUCAAAGAAUCUGUCAUCGGCGCAAACUGCCACAUCGCGUCCGGUGCAAGGCUAACUAGAUGUCUACUUAUGGAUGGCGCUGUGGUUGGUGAACGCUGCCAGCUUGUAGGUUGUAUCAUCGGGAGAAGAAGUAAGCUUGGUCGCGACUGCGUGUUGAAGGACUGCGAGGUACAGAAUGGGAACAUUGUGCCUGCUGAUACGGAUGCGAAGAACGAGAAGUUUAUGGUUUUCGAGGGGUUGGAGGAUGACAUGUCUGUUACUGGUGAAGGGGGGAUGGAUAUGGGGUUUGAUGGAGGGGAUGCUGAUAUGCAGGGGUAGCUAAACUAAAUGGAUAGCCAUUGUCCUUAUCACUUACAGCCGCGAUGUUCAAAAUAAGAAGACAGGUUGAUUUCAGAUUAACAAAACAUGUGUCAGAAUAGCUGCUGUUAUCUCCGUCCAAUGAUGGCUGGUGAUCCCAUUCCCUGUUGACUCAUCUUUCACCAGCCAGGUAACUAUUCAAUAAACAGGAGAUAUCAUUCAACAGAGCCAAACUCCAACCCACCCCCCAGUCCAGUCCAUAUUUCAGUAUCAAAUUACUCCAAACAACACCGUUUUUCAUUCCUCCCAGGUAUCAUGCAUAAUCGAGAAAAGUUGGUAACUGGCAGAAUCUAAUUGUCGGAUGGCUCAGCCUCAGUCGAAGCGAGAGAGAAAGGCCCGAUGGCUUUGAUGACACUACCCACGGUGUUGGUAGCAGUAGGAGGCAUUUUGGUAGUCGUAUCGUCGUCUCGCGUGGGCUUCUGAAUGGCGCCAAGCUUCGAAUUAUCGCUAAUUGAUGCAUCCUCAAGCGAGACCUUUGGGCCCCCUAGUUCUGGGAAAGUCUGAUAAUAAUCGGCACGGUGGAAGUCUGGCUGACGCAUUUUCGCGACGAACUGAUCGGUGGUAUAGUCGAUUUCUUCCAUCUCCUCUUCGUCCGAAACAUAGCCGUCCUCGUCUUCUUCCUCGAGAAACUCGCGAAGAGUUUCGUUUCCGCGCCAAGAGAUAGGCAGGUCGAGGAUG
Trichophyton rubrum CBS 118892 is the source of this 2879-nucleotide messenger RNA. Its product is annotated as translation initiation factor eIF2B subunit gamma. The record is from RefSeq and is a predicted model, not a curated record. The coding region runs from base 402 to 2162 and encodes 586 amino acids. Gene Ontology annotation, cellular component: eukaryotic translation initiation factor 2B complex; guanyl-nucleotide exchange factor complex. NCBI's taxonomy places the organism in Eukaryota, Fungi, Ascomycota, Eurotiomycetes, Onygenales, Arthrodermataceae. The transcript is spliced from 2 exons. Gene Ontology annotation, biological process: biosynthetic process; cytoplasmic translational initiation. Gene Ontology annotation, molecular function: guanyl-nucleotide exchange factor activity; translation initiation factor activity.